Gossypium arboreum is the source of this 981-nucleotide messenger RNA. RefSeq lists its product as uncharacterized. The transcript has a single exon. NCBI's taxonomy places the organism in Eukaryota, Viridiplantae, Streptophyta, Magnoliopsida, Malvales, Malvaceae. The coding region runs from base 313 to 762 and encodes 149 amino acids. The record is from RefSeq and is a predicted model, not a curated record.
CACCAUAGUCUGAUUCCAAAAGCAAAGGAUGUUAUGACAGAGAAUACAAAAUUUUUAAAGUUGAUUUAAUAUGCAAAUGGCAGUUAGAGCAUCCCAACAACAAGAAAUUAAUUGACAUAUGGGCAAAUUAGAAAAAAGAUUAGGCUCUGGCCCCUUUUAACGGUCAAGUAGCAGCUGGAUCCACAUUGGCUUAAAAGCAAGUGAGCUGUAAAUUGGACGGCAAAUGCCGGUUUUUGUGGCUUUGGAUGUUUCUUUUAUAAUACCUGCAUUCCUCCUUGCUCUCAAAAAUCAUUCUUCAUUUUACAUCCUCCCAUGGCCGCCGCACCACAAGAAAAACCAAUCCACGCCAAAGAAACCUGGCCAUUAAGAAACGACGGAAACGAAGACUACUCCCAAGAUUUCGAAGACCCGGAUUCGUCCUUCGGCUGCGGUUGUUUCCAGGGGCUUUUCCGGUGGCGGUUCCGGCUCGAAGGGCAGGGGUACUUGCUGCAACAAGAAGAGGCAAAAGAAAGCUGGUUGAAGAGGAAAGCCAAGGAACUGAAAGAGGUAUCGGAGGUAUUGGCAGGGCCCAAGUGGAAGAAUUUCAUACGAAGGUUCAGCGUUUAUGGAGCCAACAAAAAAAGGAGGUCGACGAUGAAGAUGCAGUAUGAUAUUCAGAGCUAUGAACUCAAUUUCGAUGAAGGGAUCCAUAGAGAAGCUGAUGCUGCUUUCCUUGAUUUCUCUGCUAGAUUUGCAGCUCCAUGUGGGAUCAACAAAGGGUAGAGAGAGAGAGAGGUUGGGGGCUUAAAUUUAAUAUAAUUUUUUUGAGGGGGUCCAAAAGAAAUUUUACCAUUACAUUGGUUUAUAAGUUUAUUUGCCCUGAAUUGUUGAGUAAGACCAUUCUUUUUGUACAUUGUUCAUAAUCGUCAUAUGUGUUUACAGUGUCUUCAUAUACGGCCAAUGAUAAAUGUUAAUGAAAAUCGGUUUGUUUUGGUGUAGUUA